AUGAUGCUCCGCGCAGUGCCGGAUCCGCUGUCACUCGUAGGCAAGUCAGGGAGACUGCAGGAUGAGGAUCUGGACAUCGGAGCAUGUGUUCGACCACCCAUGGGAGACUGUAACAACAGCCGCCAUGCAGAAAUAUCCCAAUCCCAUGAACCCAAGUGUAGUUGGCGUGGACGUAUUAAACCGACACAUUGACUCCAGCGGCAAACUCCACAGUGACCGGCUCCUCAGCACGGAGUGGGGGAUGCCUUCCCUCGUCAAGUCGAUUAUUGGGGCAUCCAGAACAAAGACCUAUGUUCAGGAACAUUCCGUGGUGGAUCCCGUAGAAAGAACAAUGGAGCUAGAAUCCUCCAAUAUAACAUUCACAAACAUGGUGUCCGUGGAUGAAAGACUCAUUUAUAAGCCGCACCCCCAAGACCCUGGAAAAACCGUGCUCACACAGGAAGCCAUCAUUGCAGUGAAAGGGGUCAGUCUGAGCAGUUACUUAGAGGGAAUGAUGGCAAAUACCAUUUCUUCCAAUGCAAACAAGGGCCGGGAUGCAAUGGAAUGGGUAAUCGGCAGAUUAAAUGCCGAAAUUGAAGAUCUGAAAGCAUCGACCAGAAGCAGCAUAAGGUCAUCGAUGGCAGCGGCUGCGUUUCUGGAGAAAUGAUGACACGGAAGGGCCACAGUAGUGAUAGAUCUUAGUUAGCUGAUGAUACCGAGCAAGCCGUGGCUUCCCUCCAUGAAGUUAAUCUAUUUAUUCUUAUUUAAGAAUGUAUCUUUAUUGAGUAGGUUUUCAAAUUGGACUUUGGAGGGAGGCGACGACUUUGGGGGAACAACAAUGACAUUUGGGGGACCAGCAGGCGUCUCUCCAUGGAUACGACUGGAUGCCGGCCCUUUGUAACAUGGUCAAAUGCCUGGCUCGGUGUCACGUGGCCUGAGACAGAAGAACCGUCUAAGAGGCUGAACUGGGGCGGCUAUGGAAUAAUUUUAAUUUCCUCUAUUACUGGCCAUGCUCAUUGUCUGGGACCAACAGUUCAGCCCACCAGGUUCCUCAUGCCUUUAACAGAAUAAUACUUUUAUUCCAGAUGCUACAGACUGAUAUUUGCCUGGCAACGUAGCAAAGCUUGUAUUGACGCUAACUAAAUGUAGGCUUGAGAAUGGUUCAAUUUUCCCAUUUACUAGUGUUUCCUUUAAUUCCUGGCAUUAAUGGGGCAAUGCAGACCGGCGUCCAACAUCAGCACUAUGGGUAUUUAUUUUUACCCUAGAUACCUCUCUCUUCCCUUUGUAAUUGACAGUGUUAGAGCAAGCCCCUACCAUCUGGAGAUCUUCAAGGAUAUCUUCAUUCAAUUGGCAAUGAUAAUAUUUCAUUUAUGUCCUCUACUUCUCCCAAAAUUGCCCUGCAUAACUAAGAGGCCAGAAUAUAAAACUAAAUACAAUCAUAUAGAUAAUUCUGUAUUCAAAAUAAAAUAUGGUGACCACAAGCUUUACGUUGGACGCAAGUUUAUGUUGCCUACUUUUGGUGUGCAUAUAUAACCAUCUCUCAACUGGAUACACAUUCCUGUGAUAAUCUAGUAUUCCCAGCAUGUAAAUUAGCUUGUACUGUAUUUACACCACCCCGUCCCAUAGCUGCCAGUUCAGGUGCAGCAGCCGUAGAGUUGUAACCUCUAAAAAUGAAACCGUUAAAUACUAGGUUGGCGAGGAGUUUGUACUUUGUUACUUAACAAGAUCCAGGUUGGGCUGAGAGUUGUAGUACAGCAACAUUGCUGUCCACACCUAACCCAAAGCAAUGGUUGGAAUUCAUAGAGAAUGUAUUGAAAGAUUAAGGAAAAUUAAGGAAGCGUUAUUGUUGAAGUACUGUAGAGAAUGAAGGGGGGUAUAUAAAUGAGUGACAGCAGUGUUGGAUUCUGUAUAAGUGCAGAAAGAAUAAGCCUCACAUUUCAGUAGUGGUAUAUAACAAACAAAAAAAACCUUGUUUCUAUUUAAUAUACAUGUUCCAGUUCCUGGCAAUAUCUUGUUAAUGUAACCAAUGUUCAAUGGUUCUGGGCAUCCUGUGAGAAAAAGCUGGAAGAGAGCAAUCGAAUGCAUGUGCGUUGUGCUCAGGCCAGACAAGUGUAACCUAGCCUUGCAUGUAUGGAUACUGAAGUGUACGUGGACAUUUUUGUAAUGUGAUCACUCCAGAGUUUAUUUUUUAUAUAAAUAUUGUUCUUAACAAAUGGGAUAUUAUGUCAUCAACAAAGCCUAGUAAAAAUGGGGAAAAAAAAUCAGCUUUGGCUCUGUGUGCUCUGUUACUCUGUAUGUGCAUUUGGAAUUUGAAAUAAGAGGUAGACCGUGCCUUACUGUCCUGUUUCCAUUAGAGUAUGUGGGUGCUGCUUACAGUUGUAUGUAUUUCUAUGUAUACAUAUGCCAUAUCAUGUACUUUGCAAGGUAUAAAUAUUAAAAAAUAUGCAGACUUUU
This is a messenger RNA of Xenopus laevis (African clawed frog), 2433 nucleotides long. RefSeq names its product PRELI domain containing 3B S homeolog (gene prelid3b.S). The record is from RefSeq and is marked provisional. NCBI's taxonomy places the organism in Eukaryota, Metazoa, Chordata, Amphibia, Anura, Pipidae. Gene Ontology annotation, cellular component: mitochondrial intermembrane space.